UCCCAGCAUGCGUUGAUGACAUCACGAAGUACCCCUUCUUUGUGUGUCAGUGAUGUCACCAAGUGCAGUGUGGGGGACAAUGGAAUCCUGAACUCCGGGCGAGGGCGAGUGGGAAGCGACUGCUCCUGCUGCUGGUGCAGGGCUGAGCCGGGGGAGGGAAGGGAAGACACAUCUGCUGCUUUAGGGCUGAAACAGGUGAGAAGUUGCUGCUGCUGCCGGAGGGACAAAGCAGCGAGAGAGACACGAGUGGCCAGGCCCAGCCGCACCGAGGAGGAGCAGCCAGACACAAAGGGAGAGGUUGGGGUGUGUGGUGGGGGGGUCGCUAUGUCGGAUGACGAUUCGAGGGCCAGCACCAGCUCCUCCUCAUCUUCAUCCUCCAACCAACAGACAGAGAAAGAGACAAGCACGCCUAAGAAGAAGGAAAGCAAAGUCAGCAUGAGUAAAAACUCUAAGCUGCUAUCUACCAGUGCCAAGAGGAUUCAGAAGGAAUUGGCUGACAUCACCUUAGAUCCACCUCCCAACUGCAGCGCUGGUCCCAAAGGUGAUAACAUCUACGAAUGGAGAUCAACCAUUCUAGGACCUCCAGGUUCAGUCUAUGAGGGAGGUGUUUUCUUCCUUGACAUCACAUUUACACCAGAAUAUCCUUUCAAGCCUCCAAAGGUAACGUUUCGGACAAGAAUCUACCACUGCAAUAUUAACAGCCAAGGCGUCAUCUGCCUGGACAUUUUAAAAGACAACUGGAGUCCAGCAUUAACCAUCUCUAAAGUUCUCCUCUCCAUCUGCUCCCUCCUCACAGACUGCAACCCGGCUGACCCCCUGGUUGGAAGUAUUGCCACUCAGUAUAUGACUAACAGAGCAGAGCAUGACAGAAUGGCCAGACAAUGGACCAAAAGAUAUGCUACAUAAAUUGAAUUUUUGUCAAACUCUUACAUUAUUCGUCUGUGAUGGAAAGAGCUGCUUAUGAUUUUGGAGGGGUGGGGGGAGGGAGGGUGCUGGUAAAGAGUAGGGUAUUUCUAUAACAGAUUUUAUUCAGUCUUUUAUUUCCUAAGAUUUUGUUGUUGUAACUUAAGGUAUCUUGCUACAGUAGACAGCUAGGAUUGGGUAUAGCAUAUUUUAAGACUGUAAUUAGUUCAGCAAUAUUAGCUCACAUAUAGUCCUGAGAAGAAUGUAAGCUUCUUAGACUUCUUUGGUUUUCAGUUUGCUUGUAAUAUGUGAAAGAUUAAAACAGCUUAAUUUUGUACAGGUACAUAUGUUGACAUUUAUGUAAAAGUCCUUUCAAGACUCUAUACACUGUUUUUGCUUUUUGUUUUGUUUUGGGUUUGGGGGGGGUUAUUUUGUUUUGGGUUGGGUUUUUUUUUUUUUUUGUGAAAAGAUGUCGGGAUUGUUUUCCCCUAUGGAGGGCACAUUGGUAUUUAACAAAUCCUUUUUAAAGACUGUCAUCUCAUGAUCUGUGAUAUGGAGAGGUGGAUAUAUGGCCUCAUAUAUGAAAUGAGAAGUAGUUAAUGUAUUAUUUUAUAAGCCAAUCUAUCUUUGUGAAAAUAAUAAAGGGUUUAAUCAGGACUUACGGAAACCUGUAGUGAAAUACCUUAAGCUGUUUAACUGUAAGGCGUGGGAUAGGAGUCACUCAGUGGAUUGGUUGUAUGUUGUGGGCUACUUAAGUCUGCAUUUGUUACUGUGCUAAUAAAAAGAUGUUUAAAAAAAAAA
Tyto alba (common barn owl) is the source of this 1704-nucleotide messenger RNA. Its product is annotated as ubiquitin-conjugating enzyme E2 E1. Gene Ontology annotation, cellular component: nucleus. Gene Ontology annotation, biological process: protein polyubiquitination. Gene Ontology annotation, molecular function: ubiquitin conjugating enzyme activity. The record is from RefSeq and is a predicted model, not a curated record. NCBI's taxonomy places the organism in Eukaryota, Metazoa, Chordata, Aves, Strigiformes, Tytonidae.